AUGAAGAGAGCGGCGUCACAAGCUGUAAAGUGCUUCAGCUGUGGAGAAGAAAGCCAUACCAGUUCCCGUUCACCAGUUUGUCCCAACCACACUCAAUCGAAGCAGGAAUUCAUCUCCUCUGUCAUUGGCAGUGACUCGACCACAUUUACUAGGAAACUUCCUGUUAGCCGUGCCGUAUUACCCGAAUAUCGUGAAAAGUUUAUGAAAAAAGUCAUUUCGUGCUGCAAUGGCAUUAGGGCUAUAAUCUUCCGUUGUCAGCUAUUUGUCGAUACUUAUCUCGCCCAUAAUAAGAAGAAUGACUUCCCUUCCGGAGUCUUUACACAGCAAUUCUGGUACUCGAUUGAACAACUGCAAUCAGCAAUAACUUCACCAAAGGCUAUAGUCAGUGUCUUACAGAAGCUGCCAAGGAGACAAGUGUUGCAUACACCAAUUCUAUUGUUGUACUCUGAGGAACGGAUGCUGAAAUAUUUGACCUACAAGGUUCAAAUUUGUUCGUUCUUUGACAAGCUUGUGACAGAGAGAGUUACCCUUCUGUCACUAGCAGCAAUUCCUGCGAACUUCGCCAAGCCCUUGUGGUAUAUCCUAUCUGUCUAUGAGCAGGAACAUGCCGAACAUGCACCCAGUUUUAUCGUGUCUUCAGUUUCAAAAAGCUGGGCUUGGAGAGGACAAAGAGACGUGUUUACUGCUGCAAGUGGGUUGGAUAUUGAAGAGCACCAGGUUCGCAAAUGCUCCAACAAGGAGUACUAUCAUAUGACUGGAAGCACCAGAUCUUCAGCACGCUUGGAAAAGAGAAAAACCGACUCCAUCAAACAGGUUGAAAUCGAGAUCCCAACCGUCAAGACAGGUUCUCCUCAGCAGUAUAAAAACCAUGUGAAAUACAUAUUGCAGCAUAUUAAGAUUCUCUUUUCUUUCUACGUUGCUGGUCCUGCUGAAGAUAGGUUCCGUCUGUAUCAAGGUCGGAAGCGUGCAGCCGAUAACAUGGUCAACAUGCUUCUUGAUGGAACAAGCAAGUACAAUGAGAAUUUGCGAGCAAAGAAAAGGGCAGUCGCAAAAAAGAAAAAAAAGAACAUAAGAAAGAUUGCAGAGACUGAUGAAGAUGAAGGACAGAAAGAACAAGACAGAAAUGUUAAAGGCACGGGAAAGGAAAAAAGAGUUCCUCUUGUUGUCUUUGGAGAUGGCAUGUUUGGCAAAGAUAGCGUGAAGUUGAAGGGACUCCGUUGUGAUGUUGUUGGUGCCUUGUUCCGUGCGCUGAAAAGAAGGGAAGCAGCCGGUAAUCUGUUAGUGCUGAUGAUUGACGAAUUCAAGACGUCGAAGAUUUGCUGCCGCUGCCGCAGCGAGGAAUUUCAUGGCUUAGAUGAUGUUCCCGACCAUAGUAUACUCGCCUGUAAAAGCUACGGUAUACUAAGAAACCGGGACAUCAAUGCCUGUAAGAACAUGAUGUCCAUAGGCACCACCAUUUGGAAUGGAAACGGUAGACCCGAAGUACUCUCAACGAAGACCGCCACCGCCACCACCUCCUCUACACUAACACGUAACAUCGCUGGAACCAAACCAGCUGAUUUUUACAGGUAA
Molecule: messenger RNA, 1572 nt
Organism: Mycotypha africana
Lineage: Eukaryota; Fungi; Mucoromycota; Mucoromycetes; Mucorales; Mycotyphaceae
Exons: 7
Coding region: 1-1572 (523 amino acids)
Source: RefSeq, a predicted model, not a curated record